AUGCUAUACAAGAAGAGCAAUCCAAACGCUUAACAUUCGUCACCCUUAAGUGAAAAAUGGCUUCUCUUAUCACUAAGUUGCUCCUCCUUCUCUGUCUAUGCUAUUCUCUCAUUUGUCUCUCUUCUGGUGUUCCUAAUGGGUAUUCCAUUUUGAACCAAGAUCUUGACAAGUACGAUUCUAAGAAACAAAUCUUCCAUCUAUUCCAAGAGUGGAAGACGGAGACUGAACGAGAAUACCAAACCCUAGAAGAGGAGGCAAUGCGAUUUCAGAUUUUCAAAAACAAUUUGGAGCAUAUUAGAGAGAGAAAUGCAAAAAGAAAGUCAUCCAAUGACUAUAGUUUAGCUUUGAACAAGUUUUCGGAUAUGAGUUAUGAAGAGUUCAGCAAAAUCUACUUACAUGAGAUGAAAGAGCCCGUAAUUGAAAGCAACAAGAGAAAAAUGGUGUCAAAUGACGAAUCCUGUCCUGAAGCACCUUCUUCCUUGGAUUGGAGGUUGUCUGGAGCUGUAACUUAUGUUAAAGACCAAGGCUCAUGUGGUAGCUGUUGGGCAUUCUCUGCAACUGGAGCCAUAGAAGGAAUAACUCAAAUUGUAACACAAAAUCUUCCAUAUCUUUCUGAACAACAACUCAUAUCUUGUGAUACGAAUAACAAUGGUUGCCAAGGGGGGUGGCACUAUAAGGCAUUGGAUUAUGUCAUGAGAAAUGGUAUUGCUACUGAAAGGGAUUAUCCAUAUACAGCUAGCGAUAGUGCAUGCAAUUCCACUCAGGAACAAAUGAAAUUUGUUACUAUUGAUGGCUAUGGUUAUUGGUGGAAGACACCUAUAUCAGAAGAUUCUCUCUUUUGUUAUGUCUUCAAGCAACCUAUUAGUGUUUCCAUAUAUGCAAGCCCACAUUUUAAGUCCUACGGAAGUGGAAUCUUUAGCGGGGAUGAUUGCACAAACAAUUCUACAUGUAGUCAUAAUCAUGCUGUAUUAAUCGUCGGAUAUGGUUCAUCGGGUACGGAUCAAGAUUACUGGAUUGUGAAAAACUCAUGGGGGCACACUUGGGGACAGUGUGGUUACAUCUUGGUGAAGAGGAACACUGGUACUACUCAAGGAGUGUGUAACAUACAUUGCUCUGGUUCUUUCCCAAUGAAAGACACACCAACUUUGAAGCUUGCUUCCUCUAUAUGAAGAACAGCAAUAGUAAAUAAAGCCAUGUAAUAUAUAGUCAUGUGCUGGGCGACUUGGGCUUUUGUACACUAUGUAUUAGGCACGAAUAAAUGGCAAAUGAUUUGCCUUCAAAUGAAGCUUAAUUAUGUAAGCUCUAGUUAUGAAUAAAACUUUCUAUAUGUGGUUCAA
This is a messenger RNA of Prosopis cineraria, 1337 nucleotides long. Its product is annotated as zingipain-1-like. Gene Ontology annotation, cellular component: lysosome. Gene Ontology annotation, molecular function: cysteine-type endopeptidase activity. The record is from RefSeq and is a predicted model, not a curated record. NCBI's taxonomy places the organism in Eukaryota, Viridiplantae, Streptophyta, Magnoliopsida, Fabales, Fabaceae. The transcript is spliced from 4 exons. Bases 57 to 1169 code for a protein of 370 amino acids.